CUCCCCUCACUCCCCCCCGUCGUUCUUUCCACCUCCGGACAGGGUACACAGUCAAGAUGAUUCAAUUAAAGACAAUGCUCAACUGCAUCGACAACUCCGGCGCCGCCGUUGUCGAGUGCGUGAAUGUCCUGAAAAAGAAGCGCCCCGCCACCGUUGGUGACCGCAUCGUGGUCGUGGUCCAGAAGCAACGAAAUUUCGGCCCCGACAGCAGCAACAACGUCGGUAUCGCCAACAAGGUUCGCCGAGGAGACAUUCGCCAUGCUGUUGUCGUCCGCGCGGCCAAGGAAAUGCAGCGCCCCGAUGGUUCGAUCGUCAAGUUCGAUGACAAUGCCUGUGUUCUCGUCAACAAGUCCGGAGACCCCAUCGGAACGAGAAUGAACGGUGUCGUGGCUACGGAACUACGAGGACGACAGUGGUCGAAGAUCCUGUCGUUGGCGCCGAUGCAUGUGUAGGAUAUACCUUUUAUUUGGAAGCGAAUUGUUCUUAUAUUUAUCCCGUUUGUAGCAAUAGAAAUUUCUUUCUCUUUUCAAA
Aspergillus piperis CBS 112811 is the source of this 531-nucleotide messenger RNA. Its product is annotated as mitochondrial 54S ribosomal protein uL14m. Bases 57 to 452 code for a protein of 131 amino acids. Lineage: Eukaryota; Fungi; Ascomycota; Eurotiomycetes; Eurotiales; Aspergillaceae. Gene Ontology annotation, molecular function: large ribosomal subunit rRNA binding; structural constituent of ribosome. The transcript has 4 exons. Gene Ontology annotation, biological process: translation. The record is from RefSeq and is a predicted model, not a curated record. Gene Ontology annotation, cellular component: mitochondrial large ribosomal subunit; ribosome.